Molecule: messenger RNA, 4233 nt
Organism: Diorhabda sublineata
Lineage: Eukaryota; Metazoa; Arthropoda; Insecta; Coleoptera; Chrysomelidae
Gene: Stt3B
Product: dolichyl-diphosphooligosaccharide--protein glycosyltransferase subunit STT3B
Exons: 12
Coding region: 1695-4013 (772 amino acids)
Biological process (GO): post-translational protein modification
Cellular component (GO): membrane
Molecular function (GO): dolichyl-diphosphooligosaccharide-protein glycotransferase activity
Source: RefSeq, a predicted model, not a curated record
GUGGAGCAGCAAACAUCCUGGAUGCUGUUUUUACCAAGCAGUUCAGGAUUUGGUCCUGUUUGGACAUAAAAUAUCACCAUCACCCCAAAUUCGCUUUUUGGGUGUUGAGGUUUAGCCGCCUGGUUAAAUUAGCUAAGGCAGCUUCACAAAAACUCUUAAAAACCAAAAAGCUGUACAUUCGCCAACAGCUUCUAAUCCACUAGAAGACCCAGAUUCGUCCAUCGAGUAUUGCUGGCACAUUUGCAACCUAAGCAUGCUCUGAAAAUCCUCGAAUCAAUAUAGAAGAAAGCAAUUCGACAAUAGGUGAUCCAGACUUGACCAGAAACUUGGACAAUUUAGAGCACUGAUACUACCAAGGCAUAUGCUCUUCUGAGCCGUCCAACAUCCCACCUAGAGCACCUAUUGUAAGACCUAUUCGACAGGCAGACGUGGCUCAUGAACACCGAAUUCGUCUAUAGGCGUCCAGAACGUCACCUUUCUUUAGAAUCAUCAAUAUCCAAGAUGGAAACCACCCGAACUAGUCCAGUGUGAUGGGGUUUACCCUAUUGUGUUGCUUUUUACAUAAACAAAGACUAAAUUAUCAGAAAAAAACGAAAAAUUUCUGUCCAACUUAGAAAUAAUACAGAAACACACUUUGGCUUAGCAUUUUCGAGGUCUAGAAUCCAUUUAUCAGACUGGCUUCCAAGGCGACUUGUUUAAUUGGGUUUACGAAUAAAGAAAAGACGAUUUUUGGGGCUCAUCCGAAGAAGGGAAAAACCUGCACUAAGAAAAAAGUUAACUGUCUCUUGAUGUUAACCAGACCGAGCAAUGGAUCCAUUUUCUGGUUAGAUUAGGUUUAAUUUAACUUCAAUUUGAUUAGGUUUACACUAACCUGGGUUAAAUAUAAUUUUUUAUUAUAUAUUUUUAUAAUUAUAGAACUGUCGUUACCCACGUGUAAUCCAAAAAGUCUAACCAGAAAACAACCUUGACAAAUGGAUUCUUCGACCUCGAAAACACCAAAAUAAUGUGUUUCCAUUAUAAUUCUAAACCGGGCAGAGACGAAAGUAUUUUUCAAAUUCCUAGUUUCCAGUUCCCCUAGCAUCUAAUUGAUGCUAGUUACUUCAAAAUUAUUAAGUGCACUAUUAGUAAUUCAAUUGUAUGUUCUUCGUGUACCUACUACAUUUCUCAAAUAUAUGUUUUUUUCUAGAUGGACAUUUUUGAACUGGUAGCUCGGUUCGUUUUUAACAUCAAAUUUCAAAUAUUUUAUUUAACACGUGUACAGAAUACGUUUCAAUUCUAUGAACACGUGUAACAUUAGUAAUCACAGAAUGUAUUUGUGUCACUGAUAAUCAAUAUUCUUUUAGUUAAUUAUAAUCAGUAUACCUUCAGCUAUAACAUCGAUGAUUACAGUUUAAAUUAAUUUUAAUGUAAUAAUAUUUCUAAUAAUUCGAAAUUUUUAUCAUUUUCUUUCAAUAUUUUUAUUAAAAAAUUUAGAAUUCUUCAUUAUUUUAUGAAUACUUUGGUUAUUAAAAAUAAAGCGGUCACUUCUAUCACAUUGUAUUCGUUGAUAUAUAUACACCAAUCAUAAAACGCCGACUGGAGAUAAUCCAAAUAACCUCUUGAAUCUUACACCGGGAUUGAACCUUCCGUGUGUAUGAAGUUUGUAUGCGUGUAUUGGUGUCAGAGAAGUAGCAAUAGUUUCAUGUUUAUCAAAAAUGGUUCAAGUUGUUUCCAAAAAACCAACAUCAAAAAUAAAUAGUAAAACCGGAAUUAGUAGUCUAAUAAUUUUUCUAGUGCUUCUUUUAGCAUGGAUCGCAGGUUUUUCCUCACGCCUAUUUGCCGUCAUUAGAUUCGAAAGUAUUAUUCAUGAAUUCGAUCCUUGGUUUAAUUAUAGAGCGACGGCCUAUAUGGUAAAACAUGGAUUCUAUAAAUUUUUAAAUUGGUUUGAUGAAAGAGCAUGGUAUCCUUUGGGAAGGAUAGUUGGGGGUACUGUUUAUCCUGGAUUAAUGUUGACGUCUGGUAGUAUACACUAUAUACUACAUUUACUUCAUAUAAACGUGCAUAUCCGUGAUAUAUGUGUAUUUUUGGCACCUGUAUUCAGCGGUUUGACAUCAAUAUCAACUUAUUUCCUUACAAAGGAAUUAUGGUCAGCUGGGGCUGGAUUAUUUGCAGCUUGUUUUAUUGCCAUUGUGCCUGGUUAUAUAAGUCGUUCAGUAGCUGGUAGUUAUGACAAUGAAGGAAUAGCUAUUUUCGCCUUACAGUUUACUUAUUAUUUAUGGAUUAAAUCUGUGAAGACAGGCUCUGUAUUCUGGUCUGUAGCUGCAUCACUUUCAUACUUCUACAUGGUUUCAGCAUGGGGAGGCUAUGUAUUUAUAAUAAAUUUGAUACCCCUUCAUGUGUUCGUGUUAUUACUAAUGGGAAGAUUUUCAAACAGAUUAUUCACCAGCUAUACGACAUUUUAUAUACUGGGAUUAAUAUUUUCUAUGCAGAUUCCAUUUGUAGGUUUUCAACCUAUUCGUACAAGUGAACAUAUGGCAGCAGGAGGCGUUUUCGCGUUACUCUUUGCCUUGGGUGUGUUGAAAUAUCUACAAUCAAUGAUGUCAAAAUCAGAAUUCAAAUCGUUGAUGGUAUUUGGAGGACUCGCGUCUGCGGCUUUUGUGUUUUUAGGAGUUGUUGUUUUAACGUAUACAGGAUACGUUGCUCCAUGGAGUGGAAGAUUUUAUUCAUUGUGGGAUACAGGCUAUGCAAAAAUUCACAUCCCUAUAAUAGCUUCGGUAUCUGAACAUCAACCCACAACGUGGUUUUCCUUUUUUUUCGAUUUGCACAUACUAGUAGUUACAUUUCCAGCUGGGCUUUGGUACACAAUCAAAAAUAUAAAUGAUGAACGAGUAUUCGUUGUUUUAUAUGCAUUAAGUGCAGUAUAUUUCGCUGGAGUAAUGGUACGUUUGAUGUUAACUUUAACUCCGGUUGUAUGUAUAUUGAGCGGUAUAGCAUUUUCUGGAUUAUUGGAACUAUUUCUUAGAGAAGAUGAUAGUAGUAGAAACGACGAAAGUGGAGAAGAAGAACAAAGUUCUCCGAGCAAACGACUUUACGAUAAGGCAGGAAAGGUACCAAAAAUGAAACAUGAACAAUCUAAAGAAGUAGAUACCAUCGGACCAAAUUUGAGAAGUAUAGUAACAGUGGUAAUUUUGUUGUUAUUAAUGUUAUUUGCUGUCCAUUGUACUUGGGUAACCAGUAACGCUUAUUCAAGUCCUAGUAUCGUAUUAGCAUCAUACGGUAGCGAUGGAUCUCGACAGAUAUUGGACGAUUUUAGAGAAGCUUACUUUUGGUUAUCACAAAAUACUGCAGAUGAUGCGAGGGUUAUGAGUUGGUGGGAUUACGGAUACCAAAUAGCAGGAAUGGCUAACCGGACAACUUUAGUUGAUAAUAAUACUUGGAAUAAUAGUCACAUUGCUCUAGUUGGUAAAGCUAUGUCGUCAAACGAAUCUACAGCAUACGAAAUCAUGACUGCUUUAGAUGUCGACUAUGUUUUGGUUAUAUUCGGUGGGGUUAUAGGAUAUUCCGGAGAUGAUAUCAAUAAAUUCUUAUGGAUGGUUCGUAUAGCCGAGGGAGAACACCCCAAAGAUAUAAGGGAAAGUGAUUAUUUUACAGAACACGGUGAAUUCAGGAUUGAUUCUGAAGGUUCUCCUAUACUAUUAAAUUGUCUUAUGUACAAAUUGAGUUAUUAUCGUUUCGGUGAAUUGAAGUUAGAUUACAGAAAUCCUGCAGGAUUCGAUCGUACCAGAAAUGCCGUUAUCGGUAACAAAGAUUUUCAACUUACUUAUUUAGAAGAGGCUUAUACAAGUGAACAUUGGCUAGUGAGAGUUUAUAGGGUUAAAAAACCGGAUGAAUUUAACAGGCCUAGAAUACCGGUAGCAGGUAGAGUCGUUAAGACGAGUAAUUACGUGUCAAAGAAGAACACAAAAAGGAAGAAGGGUUCCAUAAAAAACAAACCGACCGUAGUGAAAGGAAAAAGAUUUUCAGUGAAACAAUAAGUGUCCAAAAAAUGCACUGAAACUGAUUUAUAUAAAUUAGUUUGUUAUUUUUUUUAUUAUUAUUUCGUUUGAAAAACCAGAAAUCUGCAAAAUAUUUUAAUUUGAAUUAUUUUAUUGUUUUUUUUCUUUAAAAACUGUUAAAACUCCAAAUGCAUUGAUACAUUUCUAAAUAUUGGUGAAAAUAUUGUAAAAAGUUGAUAAUACACCGACUGUUUUUGAA